GUCACUGUCAGCCGCGCGGGAACUUGGAAUCGUGCCAGUUGCGGGUUGAUUUUAAAGUAAUUUACACGUAUAUUGAAACAAGAUGUUACGACAAAUAAGCAGAAAUAUUCAGCAAAAGGCGAGAUUCGCCACAGCUGUACCGGCACCUCAAACAAAGCCUGAGAUUCUUUACACCGGGCUGUUCAUCAACAAUGAAUGGGUGAAGUCAUCAGAUGGGAAGACUUUCAAGACUGAGAACCCUGCCACUGGCCAACCCAUCGCUGAUGUUCAGCAAGCCAGCAAGGCUGAUGUUGAUAUUGCUGUGAAAGCUGCCAAAGAUGCCUUUAAAUUGGGUUCCCCAUGGAGGAAAAUGGACGCUUCCCAGCGCGGCUACCUUCUAAACAAGCUGGCCAACUUGGUGGAAAGGGACAGGAACUACUUGGCUAGCCUGGAGACCCUGGACAAUGGCAAGCCUUACACCGCAGCUUACUACGGAGACGUGCAGAUGGUCAUCAACAACCUGCGUUACUACGCGGGAUGGGCAGACAAGAGCCAUGGACUGGUCCUACCUAUGGACGGAAACUACUUCGCUUAUACCCGCCAUGAGCCUGUUGGUGUGUGCGGUCAGAUAAUUCCAUGGAACUUCCCUCUGUUGAUGGCGUCGUGGAAGCUCGGCCCCGCCCUGGCGGCAGGCUGCACUGUGGUCAUGAAGCCCGCGGAACAGACUCCACUCACUGCACUCUACCUCGCACAACUUGUUAAGGCAAGGAAUAUAGAGGCAGGAUUCCCCGAGGGCGUGGUAAACAUGUUGCCUGGAUUCGGAGACGCGGGCGCAGCUCUCGUCGACCACCCUGAUAUCGACAAAAUUGCCUUCACUGGGUCGACGGAAGUCGGCAAGUUGAUCCAGCGUAACUCAGCGGGCACGGUGAAGCGCAUCACGCUGGAGCUGGGCGGCAAGUCCCCGAACAUAAUAUUCGCGGACACCGACCUCGAGCGCGCCGUCGAGGUCGCGCAUUUCGCGCUCUUCUUCAACAUGGGCCAGUGCUGCUGUGCUGGUUCCAGAACAUUCGUAGAGGACAAGAUUUACGACAAGUUCGUAGAGAUGUCAGCGGAGCGCGCCAAGCGACGUGUGGUCGGAGACCCCUUCAAACCUGACACUGAACAGGGACCUCAGAUCGAUGCAGAACAACAGAACCGUAUCCUGAGCUUAAUAGAGAGCGGUAAGAAGCAAGGCGCCAAGCUGGUCGCGGGCGGAGGCCGGGGCUCCGACACCGGGUACUUCGUCCAGCCUACCGUCUUCAGUGAUGUAAAAGACCACAUGGACAUCGCUACCACUGAGAUCUUCGGUCCAGUACAGCAGAUCCUGAAGUUCUCCCAGCUAGACGAGGUGGUUGAGCGUGCCAACAACUCGGACUAUGGUCUGGCCGCCGCGGUCUUCACACAGGAUAUCGACAAGGCCAACUAUGUUGUACAGAGACUCCGUGCAGGCACAGUGUGGGUGAACGACUACAAUGUACUUAGCAACCAAGUGCCGUUUGGCGGGUACAAGCAAUCCGGUAUCGGCCGCGAGAACGGCCCAUACGGCAUCAACAACUACACCGAAGUCAAGUCUGUCAUCACUAAACUCAAAGAAAAGUCCUCAUAAACGUAGAAUUGUGUUUGUAAGGGUCAAUAAUUUUUUUUUUUUGUCGCAUA
Spodoptera exigua (beet armyworm) is the source of this 1674-nucleotide messenger RNA. The record is from the annotation of a GenBank genome assembly. Lineage: Eukaryota; Metazoa; Arthropoda; Insecta; Lepidoptera; Noctuidae.